Messenger RNA from Cyprinodon tularosa, 2806 nucleotides. Its product is annotated as phospholipid scramblase family member 5. Gene Ontology annotation, molecular function: phospholipid scramblase activity. Bases 234 to 1136 code for a protein of 300 amino acids. Gene Ontology annotation, cellular component: plasma membrane. The record is from RefSeq and is a predicted model, not a curated record. Gene Ontology annotation, biological process: plasma membrane phospholipid scrambling. The transcript is spliced from 8 exons. NCBI's taxonomy places the organism in Eukaryota, Metazoa, Chordata, Actinopteri, Cyprinodontiformes, Cyprinodontidae.
GAGUGGUGCCUUUAUAGUAGAACAAAGAGGAGAUCCGGCUGGUUGAGAUGGAAACGAAAGUCAAGUCAAGUUUUUUUUUGGGUGGUCGGUUGUCGUGAGACAUAGAAAGAAUAAGACGUUCCUGCAUAACUAGUUACACACAGGUGGUGAAGAGAUUGCUUCUGAACUCCUGAUCAUUUCGAUUCACUUGGUUGGACCAGAUGCAUGGAGUUUAACCACUUUUGGUGAGCAUCAUGUCAGCAGUGACUAGUCAGCCUCUUCCCUAUGGUCCACUUGAGCGAGAGAAGCACAUCCAGGGGAUCUUCAGGGCAUUCAAGAACCGAUGUGGCCCUUCCUGUGAGUGCCAGAAUCCCUCAGCUGGAGCCAAAGCCUGCCAAGUGCUUCCUGACAGAGAAGCUGAAGGACACAGUUCAGAUCUCAGUCCUCAGCUGAGGAACAUAUGCACACAGCUUCCAGUACCGGAGACAUUCGAGGUCAUGAAGCAGAACCUUAAAGAUGAAGCAGGAUUGCAGUUUUUGUCAGCAUUAGAGACAGUCAAGCAGAUAGAUGUGACCGUCAGACCUGAGCUGCUGGGCCCACAGUGUGUCUCCAGAAGGAUUUACAGCAUCUCCACAGGAAGUUGCAAGUCACAGAUGUUUGUGGCUGUGGAGGAGAGCUCCUGUGUGUGUCUCCAGUGCUGCGGUCCAGCCAGGGCCUGUUCACUGCAGGGUUAUGACUAUCAGGGAAGGCAGGUCUUUUAUUUUGAAAGGCCCCUCAGGGUAGAUGCCUGCUGCUUUGGCUGCUGCCUGAUGGAGAUUCGGGCAUAUACACCUCAAAAGCAUCUCAUUGGCACUGUAUGUCAGAGGUGGAGCAUGUUCACUCCUCUCCUGGAGGUGUGCGACUUGGAAGGAGCCUCAAGAAUUCAAAUCCAGGGCCCCUGCUGCCCGUGCCGCUGUUUUUCCAACCAACAGUUUCAGAUUGUUUCCAAGAUUGGAGAGCAAAUAGGUACGAUCUGGAAGAAAUGGCCCAGCUUCAGCAAUGAACGUAACAUGGAUAAUGAAUAUUUUGGGUUGGAGGUGACACAGAGUUUGGAGCCAAAUACUAAACUCCUGCUUCUAGCAGCUACUUUUUUACUGGCAAAAUCACAUGUUCUUUGAGAUGAGCUGAAAACUAAAAGACAUACAGACUCUGCAGGAGAUGCACCGAGCUCUGGACAGUGACGGAAAAGGUUAAGAAAAUUAAAUUUUACAGCAGUGGUUUGGUUUAUUUACCUCUAUGGUUACACUUCUCUUCCAGAUAGCAGUAAUGAAACAAUCGAGACAGCUUUAGCAGCAGAUGCAUAUUUUACUUUUAUUGCUAGAAUCCAUCAGGUGCACAUCCCAAUCAGUGUUUUUAUUUUCAAUCAUUUGCACCAACAGUUUGGGCAGAAACAGCCUUCAACACCAUAUUCAGAAGUUUUAAAAGAAAUACUGUCCAGCAUGAAAUGGAAAAACAAACCCGAUCCUCUGCAAAGUUCAUAUAUUUUGUUGAUAAACUGUAAAAGGUGAUAAGUGUUGGUUUCAGCAUGCCUUUAAAAUGGGCCUUUGGGGAAAAGUCUAUUCCAAGAACCAUUUGAAGACAUCGUUAACCUUGAACCGAUCAAGAUGUCCACAGGUCUCCACCACUGUUAUUUGGCAGCUAGUUGUGAACUUGCAAGACAGCCCUCGUACAACUUUCUGUUCACCACAGGAUAUGAUGGAUGAUGCAGUAUAGACAUAAUGAACAUGAAAAUAAAGGUCAUUGUGUUCAGAAAGAAUGAGGAAUGGUGUUAAAAAACAUCACUGUAAUAAAUCAUCAUCCACUGGUUUUGAGUCCUGCUAAAGCUCCUUAGCACAGACUUGUGUAAACAGUCUGGAUGAAAUCUGUCAAUAAAUGGUGUCCAUUUUUAUAUGAAACACAUUUUGUCAAGUAAACUUUGUCGGGUAAAAACAGCUAGAUAAGAGGACAGCAGUCAAACAAGCUCCCCCUGUUGUCAAGUUUAACAUGUUAAAACUUGCAAGCAAUAAUGAAGGUCUUGUUUCAUCACUGGUUGACCGACUUUUUCUCUCUUUGGUUUCCCUUACCGAUCGCUGACAUCUCUUUCCAUUCAAACAUCAAAUUGGACAAAAAUAGGGAAUGAUCUCCAGGUCCUCUGUUCCUGUGGAUACGUCCUCGGUCCUCGUGUUGCACAGUGCCGAUCCACGCAGAGGUAUCCAGCCCUGGACUAGUCCACCCCUCAACACGCCACAUAUACACUCCAACCUGAGCAGCAAAGACAGCAGGAGGGUUGAAACAUGUAGGGGGGAAAUCUAUUAAGCUCUGAUCAAGUACGGCAGCAGCAGCCCUUACUCUUCGCAGAGUUAUCUCCGUGUGAGGGGCUAACGUCCGCCGCUAGCAUUCACCAGUCCAUGGAAGUCUUCCCAUGCUCUGAAAGAGGAGCAUCCAGUGCAUCAUCAUCAAAUAAAAAGGUUUAAGAGUGUUAUUAAACUCUUAAUAUGACAAAAAUCCCCAAAACCCAGAAAAAAUUUAAUAUUUGUGCAACAUUUUGGAAGAUUUAAACUUCAUGUUAGGGCUAGCAGGCAAAUGGACCACAUAGGAAACACAUUAUAAGCAUUGCUAUCUUAGCAAAGAGGGGCUAAUGUACACAAACAUUCUCUAAGAGCUCACAAUUCAAAACUAAAGAAAAACAGACUUUUGCAAGAGGAAAAAAAUGGACAUAAGAGGGGAAACAAUCAACACACAUAAGGUGUACUGUGGAAAAACUAACAUCCCCUUUAUAACUCAAUGUAAAGCUGAGAAAAAAAAAAAA